This is a messenger RNA of Triticum aestivum (bread wheat), 1658 nucleotides long. RefSeq names its product leucine-rich repeat receptor-like serine/threonine-protein kinase RGI4. Gene Ontology annotation, biological process: protein phosphorylation. Gene Ontology annotation, molecular function: ATP binding; protein binding; protein kinase activity. NCBI's taxonomy places the organism in Eukaryota, Viridiplantae, Streptophyta, Magnoliopsida, Poales, Poaceae. The transcript is spliced from 2 exons. The record is from RefSeq and is a predicted model, not a curated record. Bases 1 to 1587 code for a protein of 528 amino acids.
AUGGCUUGCAGCAGGAGCAGCGUCCUAGCUGUUGAUGUUGCUGCUAUGGGUGCACUCCGCCGCUCUGCCCCCGCCGGCCGGCGAGUCCCACCACCUGCGCUGCCCUCCGUCAAGCUCGGCGCGCUGCCUGUGCUGGCGCACCCUGACGGGCCCGAUCCCGCCGGAGCUCGGCGCGCUGCCCGUGCCGGAGUCCAGCUUUCACGGCUGUCCAAGCUGCUCCUCAUCAACAACGAACUCUCUGGCCAGUUGCCCGCGGAGAUUGGCAAUUGCACGUCCCUCGACCGGUUCCGGGCAAGCGGCAACCACAUCGCCGGCGCGAUACCACCGGAAAUCGGCAUGCUUGGGAGCCUCAGCUUCCUGGACCUGGGCUCCAACCGGCUGUCCGGUGCUCUCCCCACAGAGUUAUCAGGAUGCCGGAACCUCACGUUCGUCGACCUCCACGACAAUGCCAUCGCCGGCGUGCUGCCGUCAGGGCUCUUCAAGGAAUUGCUCUCGCUCCAGUACCUUGACCUCUCCUACAAUGCCAUCUCUGGCGCGCUCCCGUCCGACAUCGGCCUGCUCACUUCGUUGACAAAGCUCAUUCUCAGUGGCUACCGGCUGUCCGGAGCGAUGCCACCGGAGAUUGGCUCGUGCUCCCGCCUCCAGCUCCUCGACGUCGGCGGCAACUCGCUGUCCGGUCACAUUCCGGGGAGCAUCGGCAAGAUUCCGGGAUUGGAGAUCGCCCUUAACCUCAGCUGCAACAGCUUCUCCGGCUCGAUGCCAGCGGAGUUCGCAGGGCUCGUGAGGCUUGGGGUGUUCGACGUGUCACACAACCAGCUCUCCGGCGAUCUCCAGGCUUUGUCUGCGCUACAGAACCUCGUGGCGCUCAACGUCUCCUUCAACGGCUUCUCCGGCCGGCUUCCGGAGACGGCGUUCUUCGCGAAGCUUCCGACCAACGACGUCGAGGGCAACCAGGCACUGUGCCUCUCGCGGUGCUCUGGUGGUGCAGGCGACCGUGAGCUCGAGGCACGCCGCGCCGCUCGUGUCGCGAUGGCUGUCCUGCUCACCGCCCUCGUCGUCCUCCUGGUGGCCGCGGUGCUCGUCCUGUUCGGGUGGCGCCGGCGCGGCGAGCGUGCCAGCGAGGACAAGGACUCCGAGAUGUCGCCGCCGUGGGACGUGACGCUGUACCAGAAGCUGGACAUCGGCGUGGCCGAUGUGGCUCGCAGCCUCACUCCGGCGAACGUGAUCGGCCACGGGUGGUCCGGCGCGGUGUACCGUGCUAACAUCCCGUCGUCCGGCGUCACGGUCGCCGUCAAGAAAUUCCAGUCAUGCGACGAGGCGUCCGUGGAGGCGUUCGCGUGCGAGAUCAGCGUGCUGCCCCGGGUGCGACACCGCAACAUCGUCCGGUUGCUGGGAUGGGCGUCCAACCGCCGGACGCGACUCCUCUUCUACGACUACCUCCCGAACGGCACUCUCGGCGGCCUUCUGCACGGUGGCGCUGCCCUCCGUCAAGCUUCCGGUGGGACUCGCCGGCCGGCGGGGGCAGAGCGGCGGAGUGCACUUAAGGUGUUCGUGGAAAUGAGAGAGAGAGAGGAGGAAGAAGAUUGAUGCUGACAGGUGGGCCCAAGCGGUCAGAUUUGUGCUUAGCAUGGGCUAAGCGAGCGAUUUCGCGACUUGGU